GGUGUGCAUUUCAUAAAGUUUAAGGAAACCUGGUAGCAGGUAACAGCAUUGCUGAGAGGACAGAGCAACAAUCCAGCUCUUAGAACUCUGCCUGAAGGGAUCAGUGGAAGAAGGAAUCCCCAACGUGAAGACAGAUGGCCGCAGUGAUCUUGAACAGUAGGAUGUCUGCUGCAGACGCAUUCGAUGAGCCUCCCAUCCAAGCAGAAGGUGCUGCAGAAGCAUCCAACUGGCCUCCCAUCCAGACAGAAGUUAUACGACCUGCAUAUGAAAAUCCAAGUAAUCCAGCACAGAAUGUUCACUUCUCGAAUAACCCUAGCACUGAACAACACCCUGGCUUCCUAAAGAAUUCCAGUUAUGAACAGAACAUUCAAUUUGCACAAAAUGUUGGCUAUGACCGAAGCACAGGUAUCGUACGGAAUACUGGAUGCCCUGUACCACAAGGACCAGUUGUAGUUCAGACUUUCUUAGUCCAGCCUUCAGUGAAGCUGAGUUACCAACCAGUUCAUACGACCUGUCCUUCCUGCCGUCAACAGAUAUUAACAAAAGUUACCUACAAGACAGGAGCUUUAACUUGGCUUUCCUGUUGUGGCAUCAUGCUGGCUGGGUGCUUCUGUGGCUGCUGUCUAAUUCCAUUUUUUGUUGAUAGCCUUAAAAAUACUUUGCACCACUGCCCGACAUGUGGCUGCCUUAUUGGAAUAUGCAAGCCUAUCUGAAGCAUUCUAUGCUGUCACGAUUCAUGGUCAUCUGAUCUAAAACUGGAACUCUGUCAAACACCUUACAAAAUAAAAAUGUUUAGUCAAGUCCUAGCUAAUGACACUUUUUACAACCAUUACUGACCCAUUCACAAAAGUAAAUAAAAUGAAAUGCAUUGCACAUACACACAAUGCAACUAGAUUACACUAUAAAGGUAAAUAAGAAAACAAUUAAAGUUGAACACAUCUAAAUAAUGUAACCACUGUGCAUUUGUUUGUGUUCUCAGCCUUAUUAAUUCUAAAUAAAGGUAUACCUUCUUAUU
Protopterus annectens (West African lungfish) is the source of this 1015-nucleotide messenger RNA. Its product is annotated as lipopolysaccharide-induced tumor necrosis factor-alpha factor homolog. Lineage: Eukaryota; Metazoa; Chordata; Ceratodontiformes; Protopteridae. The transcript has 4 exons. Bases 135 to 713 code for a protein of 192 amino acids. The record is from RefSeq and is a predicted model, not a curated record. Gene Ontology annotation, molecular function: zinc ion binding.